AUGCGUGCGGAUGUUUUAGCUAUGUUUGCCCCACGAUGCCAAGUGCCACUGCCGUCAGCCUACAAGCACCCUUCCGCGCGAAGACUAGGGCCCUUGCUGCUUCUGUGGCUCCUUGCGGUCCUUGCCCUUGCCUUCGCAGCGCUCUUGGAGACGGCCGGUGCGGUGUCGAAGCGAUCUGGCCACAAAAGCAGUCUUGCAUGGGCAAGCCCAAUCUGGAGGGCUAGCGGGGCGAGCGACGCCGCUGUGCUCCUGAACUCAACGUACUCCAAUGCCUUGGGCAGCUGCCAGGUGGUCGUGUGGCCGGAUGGGCGAAUGGAGUUUGAACUACAUGGUUUCGGCACUGCUGACACCACGGGCAAGAUGCUGCGAGACUGUCGGGCUGCGAUGAAGCGAAUCGAUGACUCGGUCAAUUGCACAGCGCUGGUUGACAUGAGGAUGGGCUUGGGUUGUUCACCCCUAGCAGUGCCGGUGAUCUCUCGUUUCAUGCGGGACGAGGGCCCAAGGAUUCAGUACUCAGCAGUACUUGGACCCAGACCACUCAUGGCGCUGGCCCAGACCAUUGCAACUGCGGUGCAUCAGACGGGCGUCGCCUUCUUCAUACACCGGCAUGAUGCAGAAAAGUGGUGCCAGAUCCCCACGCGGCAGCAGAGGCCAGCAAGAACACUCUUGCCCCUCGCUGCCGUGCCUUGCACAGACUACUUUGCAGAGCAGUUUUCAGAUGACACACCAAACGCGAGCUAUGACGAUAUCACCGCAGAGGACAAGGCAGAGGCUGACAAGUUGCGGCCUCAGAAGCAGGAGGCCCUGGCCAUCCUCUCGAAGUGCCGGGUGUCGCAGAAAAUUGGCAUGCUCGAGCUGCAAGUGAACGCUGUGGUAGCUUCCUUCCUUUCCAUUUCUUUCCCACUUUCAGAUUUCACACAUUCGGUUCAAAGUUUUCAGCAGUUUCAGCACAUGUGCCUCGGUCAAGAGAUGAUGAGUGCCCGUGCAAUUGAUCAGAAGGAGAAAGGACGCUAUCCUGCUUCAACCGUAGCCGUGGGGCACGAGCUUGAUCUCGAUUCGGAGUCCCGGGCUGUCAUGGAGGCAGCGACGAAGUCGCUGACGACCUCCAUUGGUUUCACAGGUGUCUGGGAGUGCCUUCGCGGCUGGUGGACGCGGUCGAGCGAGAAGGACCUUCGAGAGGCAGAGGCUGCGCUUCUGAGAAGGGCGGUGUCCUCGAAGGUGAAGGUCACGGAGGUUCCAAUCUCCGAUGAGCAUACCGUGCAUACGCUUUGUGUCUCGCAAGGGGCGAGGACGAGCGGUGCGAGCGGGCUGGCGCCUGUGGUUCUAAUCCACGGCUACUUUAUGGGCUCAGGUUCAUGGGCUCACAGCUUAGAUGCCCUGGCCUCCACUGGCAGACAUGUCUACUCCAUUGACUGGCCGGGAUGGGGCCUCUCCUCGAAGCCUGACUUUCCGACGGGUCAGGGCACCCGUGUGUGCGAGCAGUUCUUCGUGGAGGGCAUCGAACGCUGGCGGCGGUCCGUUGGCUUGGAGCGUGUGGUACUGCUGGGCCACAGCUUUGGAGGCUACUUCGCUGCCUGCUAUGCCAUGAAGCAUCCCGAGAACGUGGAGGCGCUGAUUUUGGCAAGUCCUGUCGGCAUGGGUGAGAAGAGAGGCGAGCAAGGGCUGCUGAACCCUGAGAGACUUCAGUCGCUGCCUUGGUGGCAAAGGACCCUCAUCAGAACGGCCCAUGACAUGUGGUCGGGAGGCUGGACUCCUAUGGACCUCGUGCGCGGUCUGGGUCCGGCAGGGCUGUGGCUGGCACAAUGGUACAUGGAUCGCCGGUUUCGCCUGCCUCGUGAGCUUGGGACCAUGGAGGCGGACAAAGACGAAACCGCCGCCUACAUCCAUCAACUGGCAGCUCGCCCCGCUGGGUCGGAGCGCUGUCUCGGUGAGCUGCUGUCCUUUGGUGCCUGGGCUAAGGAGCCCAUCGGUCCGCGACUAGCACAGCGCUGGAAGGAGUUGGGAAGCCGAGCGCCACCAGUCACUCUGCUCUACGGCGAGUCUGAUUGGAUGGACGCGGGAGCAGGUGUGGAACUGGCACGCGAGCUCGCCAGAAUUCGGCACCCUGCACCAGAAGUGCUCAUGGUCGAGGGUGCUGGCCACCAGCUCUUCCUUGAUAACCCUGCCGCCUUCAAUGCCGCCUGCUAUCGUGCUUUGGGUUCAGGCCUACCAUCAGUCGCCGGAUUCUACCGGCAGCUCUUUCAGAUGGCAGAGACUCUUCGGGAGCUCAUGCAGCAUGUGGAGGCGCUUCAGGCCCAGGAAUCGACGCAGCUGCAGGAGCUCCGCGGGGCCCGCGGCGACAGCGCCCGGAGCUCUGAGGAUCACCAGAAGCGUCUGAGCGGUGUGGCCGACGAACUGCAGUCGCAGGCGCUGGUUCUCAAGUCCUUGCAGCAGGCAUCGAAGGACACAACUUCGCAGCUGCGAGAAGAGCUUCAAGCGCAGGACCCUCGCGCCCAAAUCGGUGAGCUCAGCAAGGAGACAGCGAAGCUCCUUUCUGACCUGGGCCGCCAGGUGGAGUCCCUUCGCAGCCCCGAGGUUCCAGAGAGGGUGUCGGAGCUGCAGAGGGGCUUCGAGGCACUGCAGCGGAGCGUCGAGGCCUUGAGGACCAGCGAAUCCCAGCACAUGGCCGAGAUACAGAGAUCUGCAGAGAGUAACUCUCAGUCUCUACAAUACCUCCGCGCGCAGGACACAGGGCAAAAGCUCAUCGAGUUGCAGCGGCUAGUGGAGACACAGUCGAGGAGUUUGGAGGCCGCCCGCAGCCAGGACGCCAUGGAGUUGCGGCGGGUCGUGGAGGCCCAGGGCGCCCAGCUGUCGGAGGCCCUGCGGAGCCAGGACUCCGAGAAGAAGCUGAGUGAUCUCCGGAAGUCCACUGAGGCGCUGGCAGAUCUUCUGCAGGAGAUGAAGCCUAGAGUUCAGGAGACAUCUGCUGGCCUGGGCUACAUCACGACAGCCAUGGCCACCCACAGACCUGGCAAGCCAGGCGGUCGCACGCCACCAGGCCAGCAGUGUACGGUCAUCGUGGCGCUGAGUGACACUCAAGUUUGGAUCUGGGCUAUUGCUUUGGGUUGUGCUGGCUCAAAGUACCAGUGGUACCAACCAUUCCGCACAGUCGAAAGGCGAGCAUGGGACGGGUCAGCACCACGAGCAGAAAGGAAGGCCCGCGACAUCCAUGCCAUAGUUCUUGAGAGGCCGGAGCCAGAGCAAGAGAAACGCCGCCGGACGGAGAGCCACCAGCGGCAGAAGGAGCAGCGAGAGCAGGUCCAGCAGCCGCAGGUUCCUGCGGCGGAGGAACGAACCUGGCACGAAUUCCUCCCCCACUUCGCACGGCAGUACACCUCACAGAGGCAUGGAGAACAGAGCGAGUGGGGCCAGCUUGCUGCCGCGCCGCGUGCCUCGCUUCGUGGCACCUUGCUGUCGGCAGAGGCGCCGGACUAUGCCAGCGUAGCGGCUCGUGAGGCCAGUUUGCGAGCGGUCUCCGACUUGGAGCAGCAGGAAGCUCGGGCAGCUGCGACGGCGAGGGACACCUUGCACGCUCUGCGCCAGACCUCUUCGAAGGACAUCCUCAGCAAGGCCAGCGACUGGCACUCGAUCCAGGACUUGGUGGCACUCUCCCGGCAGAAAGAUGCAAAAUCAUUACAGGACAGGUUGGAGGCGACGACGAAACAGUUGGAACAGUUUAGCUCUCAACAGACUGCAGCCGGCUUCAAUGCGACACGAGCGGCAGAACUUAUGGACAACUUAGACAAAGCAGUGGCGAACGUUGCCCAGAGCGUGGAAGUGCAGAGGAAGAGAGCCAAAGCAGCAAUAAAGGCUGCUCGGCAAGACGCCCUCGGCCAGGUUCGGCAGCUUGAGAAACGAGCCAGAGCUGCUGUCAGGUCUUGGAGAUCGGAUGGCAGGCAUGCUGUCAACGCACAGAGGCAGGCCAACAUGCCAGAGCAGCUCUAUGAGAGCCAUGACGACCAAAUGCGAGAUGCCGUCGGCGACACAGAGCAGGAGGUUGAGAACGCAGCCGAGGGCUUGAAGGACAACAUCAACGAACAUUACGGGAAGUUGGACGACGAACUUGAGGAUGCAUCCAUUGGUGCUAGCAGCAAAGCUUUGCGGCACAGGGCAGAGAAGGCCCAACACCGUCUGCAAGAGCUUGCCCGGAAUCUUGGCGUACAGGCGGCGCUAUUGGAGGCCCUCGCAAAAGCGCGGUUUGCUGCAGAAGAGAAGUCUUGGAAAGACUUGCAUGCUCCACAGCUGCUGGCUGCUGUGCCACGCUCUGCCAACAUGUCUUCUGAAGUCGCGACAGCACAGGCACAAGAACAGCAUGCUGCUGACAGCUUCCAGAACAGCCUGAACUCUUUGAAGGAUAUGUCGACCCCCGAGGUCAUCCGCAAAGUCAACGGCUGGCAGACACUGCAGGAACUGGUUGCAGGCUCGAAGCCCAAGGAGACGGAUUCUUGGGAGAAAACCCUUGAGUCAAAAACCAAAAAGCUCGAGCGAUUCAACAAUGAGUCUCGCAAAAGUGCCCUUGACUUCGAUGCAUCGCAUGCUGCAGAACUGGCCGACGCUGUCGAAAAAGCUUCCUGGCAUGUGGAGCAUGAUGCAGAGGAACAGAAGCACAGAAUGAAGGCCACUCUCAAGGAUGCUCGGCGCAAAGCCCAUCAGCAUGUGAAGGCACUCGAGGCCGAAGCUAAGGCUGCCGCGAAGUCCUGGAAGUAUCAUGGCAGGCGAGCAGUGAGGGCGCAGCGAGCGGCACACAUGCCGGAGCAUGUCUACGAGCGGCAUGAAGACCACAUGGAAGACGCAGUUGGGGAUGCCGAGGACAAGGCCGAGGAUGCGGCGGAGCGGCUGGAAGAGCAACUUAGCCAUCACUACGAGAAGCUGGAGGACGAACUUGCAGACGCAUCCUUUGAUGCCAGCGGCAAGGCCUUGAGGCACAGGGCAGAGAAGGCCCAACACCGUCUGCAAGAGCUUGCCCGGAAUCUUGGGGCUCACGCGGCGCUAAAGGAGGCCCUCGCAAAAGCGCGGUUUGCUGCAGAGGAGAAGUCGUGGAAAGAGUCCCAUGCUCCACAGCUGCUGGAUGCAGCAGCUUCAGGUGAUCACCUGCGAGGACUUUUGAUUGCAAGCGUUUUUACUGCGUCCUUCGUGGCAGCUCUUGCGUUCGUGCAGCGUCGCCGUCCGGUGAAGGUGGAUGCGCCUCCUCUCCUGGGCUGA
This is a messenger RNA of Symbiodinium necroappetens, 5241 nucleotides long. The record is from the annotation of a GenBank genome assembly. Lineage: Eukaryota; Dinophyceae; Suessiales; Symbiodiniaceae.